Messenger RNA from Branchiostoma belcheri (Belcher's lancelet), 2095 nucleotides. RefSeq names its product carotenoid isomerooxygenase-like. The record is from RefSeq and is a predicted model, not a curated record. Bases 1 to 1560 code for a protein of 519 amino acids. Gene Ontology annotation, molecular function: carotenoid dioxygenase activity; beta-carotene 15,15'-dioxygenase activity. Lineage: Eukaryota; Metazoa; Chordata; Leptocardii; Amphioxiformes; Branchiostomatidae. The transcript is spliced from 3 exons. Gene Ontology annotation, biological process: retinal metabolic process; carotene catabolic process.
AUGGCGUUUUACCCGGUCCACGUGUGUUUUUUCAUCCUUCUGUCGACGACGGCGAUCUUAGCUGCGACACCCAACAACGUUAUGGACCUCUUCACGACAAACCUACACGAAUUCCAACACGUCCCGAUGAAGUACGACUCUAAAAACCCCAUCCCGAAAUGGUUGGAAGGAACUCUGGUCCGAAAUGCCCCCGCGAUGUUCGAGCUUGGUGGCCGUUCAGCCAUCCACGUCUUUGAUGGCUUUGCCAAGAUUCACAGCGUAGAGAUAGGACAACAGGCCAUCAGCUUCUCAUCUGCCUUUCUGCAAACCAGUGCAUACACGAGAUCUAAAAAGGCCAACCUCUACGCACCGUCCAUCACUUUCUUCGGUGUCGACCCAGCGUUCAGCACCAUUGAAAAGUUGGAGGCCUUCAGGUAUCCCUACGACAACACCGACGUGAACGUAUGGAAGUAUGGGCAGGGGAACAACAGCGUGUACGCUGCCCUCACCGACGCUUGGGUGUACGCUGAGUUUGACCUAGACAGUCUGGCCUCAAAAGGAGUAGAUAUUCCUGAAGUUAGUGGCGUGCAUUGGUCCCGUCUUGUCCAAUCCUGUGCCCACCCUAUUGUAGAACCGAACACUACUAACAGUAUUAACUACUUAAUGUUCCCUAGCUUGAUACCCGGUCAGAAGCAGCAGUACUAUGUACUAAGAAUCAAGGACCUUGGCGAUUUCGAAAUUUUGGCCAACUUUCAGUCAGACAAGGCAUCGUACAUGCAUAGUUUUGCUGUAACUAAAAACUACGCUGUGUUUUUUGUUCAGCCCGCAUAUUUCGACUUUGUCAAAAUGGUUGGGUCAGCUAUGGUGGGGGAUGCCAUGGGGUGGUUCCCAGAUGAAAAGACACAAGUUAUGGUGGUCAACCUCAAAACGGGAAAGGUAGAAACAGUGGAAACCGACCCCAUCUUUUACACGCACCACGCGAACGCUUACGAAACGCCUGACGGUAAAAUCGUGGCCGAUGUCUGUCAGUUCGAGGACGGGGUGUCCAUUUUUGCUGACUAUAAGCUCCCUAUGUUACGAAAUCUCACCACUCUGCACCAAAGGCCGUCCAGAUCUAGGCUUUAUCGUUACACCAUCGACUUAGCAAACAAGUCGGUUCAAACUAAAACUUUCCGCAGUGACGACCCCCUACAAGACUACCUUCACACAAUCGACGUCCCGAUUAUUAACGAAAACUACCGAGGCCGCCACUAUUGCUACCUCUACGGCGUCGUUUUCGACUUUUCCCCGUCCAACGCUCUGAACGGCUCGUUCGCCCUGGUGAAAAAGAACCUGUGCACCCCCGGGAAAGAUCUCUUUUGGUACAAACCGAACCAUUACGUCAGCGAGCCGAGCGUCGUUCCGAAUCCCGAGGGGAAAGACGAAGAUGACGCCGUCGUCCUCUCGGCUGUUUUCGACGCCGUUCUCGGCAAAAGCUACCUCCUCAUUUUGGACGCUAAAACCAUAAAACCUAUCAACACUGCUUACAUGCCGACAUACAUUCCGUUUGGCUUCCACGGCAAAUACUUUCCUAAAAAUUAGAUCGCCUCUUUUGGAUCAUUUUCCUCCAAAUGUUUCAUGAUUUCUUUUGAGAUUCUUAUAUUCAUACUCGUAAAUUUCGCACGAUUGGCCAUUUUUUUUUUGCAAAAUAAAAAAAAAAUACAUUCCAAAUAAUUUUCCCGCGGAAAAGUUGGAUCUCUUCUAUGAAGGGCUAGACAAAGAGUUAGGAGGAGGGGGGCCCCUAGCCAGUUAACUAUCUAGGAUGUGUUCCAGCUUCACUAUAUUGUUGCAAAUUAGCUUUCUGCUUAGUUUUGUUUUCAUUAUUUUACUUCAUAAAGUUAAUCAAGCCGUUGUUUUAGCAAAUGUCCUUGUAGAUAAUGUGUAUAGAUUGAUAGGAUAGGGGCAAUGUACACAAAAAUUCCGAUAAUGCCAGUUUGACAAAUCAUGUUUAUUUAGAUCCAAGUCACUGACCUCUGUUAUCUAUCAAUGUUUAAGUCUUACGAGACAAAAUGGUUAAACGGUCCACAACGAUAACAAAAGGUCAUUGACCGGUCUUCAGAACAUCAGCGACACAAGU